CGAUCGCUCAGUACAUUUUCAAUUGUGAAUCCAUAAACACCGGUCCCCCAUAAAACCUAAAUAAAGUUAUGCAAACAUAAUUCUUUCAAAUACGAAAAAAAAUAAAAGUGCACUAAAUUCCGGUAAAAAUAUUGGGGAACAACAACACAAAAUGGAUUUAUUAUUUCUGAGUAGGCGAAUUUAUUUGGGCACCGAGGAGGGCUUCAUGCACGGCGGCAUAAUUGUCGAUAGCGAGGGGAUAAUCAAAAAGAUUUUACGCUCAGCCCAAGAAGUCAAUUCGUAUCUAUAUAAUAUCGAAUCGGAGGCGGUAUACGAUUUUGAAAAUAUGGUCCUGAUGCCGGGUCUCAUUGAUGUCAAUGUUCAUAUAAAUGAACCGGGUCGCAAGGAUUGGGAAGGCUUCUUGAAUGCCACCAAGGCGGCGGCAGCUGGUGGUUUUACCACCAUUAUUGAUCGGCCGACCAACUCCAUACCCCCCACCACCUCCAUGGCGGCAUUGAAGGCUAAAUUGUGUACGGCCCGUGGAAAGCUCUAUGUCGAUGUUGGAUUUUGGGGUGGCCUUAAUACCAAAGAUUGGUCGGAUAUGCCAGCCCUGAUAGCUGGUGGGGUAAUGGGCCUACAAUGUACCCUGGUGGAGUCUCCGGAACCGGUGGGAAAAGAAUAUCCUCCCAUAACAAAGGAACAAUUGGAGACUGUACUGCAGAAGGUCGAUGAUGGAAUUCUGAUAGCAGUCCAUGCCGAACAACCCCUUGACAUUCCAAUCAAAGCCAAUGAGGAGGAACCCAAAUGUUAUGAAUCAUUUCUGAGGACAAGGCCAGCGGAGAUGGAAGUAAAGGCUGUCAGGACAAUUGCAGAAUUGGCUCUAAAACACAAGAGGAAAAACUUCCACCUCCUGAAUCUAAGUGCCAAUGAGGUCCUACCCAUUAUCAAGGAUUGCAAGAGCAAGGGCGCAAAACUCACUGCCGAAACUUGCCCUCAUUAUUUGAGUUUAGCUGCCGAGGAUGUAGAAGACUGCCGCACGGAAUUCAAGACUCAUCCACCAAUUAGAGCCCGUUCCAAUCAAGCUCCGCUGUGGGAGGCGGUAAAAUCAGGGGUGAUAGAUAUUAUUGCCUCAGAUCAUUCUCCUGCUACACCAGGACCAAAAUGUCUCACCUAUGGUAGAACUCGCGGGAAUUUCCUAAAUGCCUGGCCUGGUAUAUCGUCAUUGCAACUGGGUUUAUCGGUCAUGUGGACCCAUUGUGAAAAACAUGGCCUGGGCAUGCAACAUCUCUACAAGACAAUGUGUGAAAAUCCGGCAAUACUUUGUGGCCUGGAAAAUUCCAAAGGAAAAAUUAUUGAAGGUUAUGAUGCGGACUUUUGUAUUUGGGAUCCGGAUGCAGAGUUUCAUGUGAAUGCGGAUAUGUUGUUUUCAACAAAUAAGGCCACACCUUAUAUGAAUCAACGCCUCCGUGGAAUGGUGCAUGCUACUGUUGUUCGAGGUCUUCACGUCUAUCAACAAAAUGAGGGUUUUGGUCAACCACUUGGCAGAAUAGUCCUGCGAAAAAAUGUCAAGAAAGUUGUGAAAUUUUCAUGAGCACUAGGAAAUAAUUUGGAAAUAUUAGUUAUAAGUAAAUAAUUUAA
Musca domestica (house fly) is the source of this 1617-nucleotide messenger RNA. Its product is annotated as allantoinase. The coding region runs from base 152 to 1570 and encodes 472 amino acids. The record is from RefSeq and is a predicted model, not a curated record. Gene Ontology annotation, cellular component: cytoplasm. Gene Ontology annotation, biological process: purine nucleobase catabolic process; allantoin catabolic process. Gene Ontology annotation, molecular function: zinc ion binding; allantoinase activity; cobalt ion binding. The transcript is spliced from 6 exons. NCBI's taxonomy places the organism in Eukaryota, Metazoa, Arthropoda, Insecta, Diptera, Muscidae.